Molecule: messenger RNA, 578 nt
Organism: Ctenocephalides felis (cat flea)
Lineage: Eukaryota; Metazoa; Arthropoda; Insecta; Siphonaptera; Pulicidae
Exons: 2
Coding region: 195-578 (127 amino acids)
Source: RefSeq, a predicted model, not a curated record
UCCCGCCCGCUGGCGGCCGCUCUUCGUAACCCGACUCGUAACGCUCGUAAAGCCUGUUCGUUGCCGAGAUGCCGAUCGUUUGACAUGCUAUGACAAAAUCGUUAUUUUUGCAUGUAAUUAAGCAAUUUUUGACAAAUCAUUCGGUUUAUGUGUAAUUUUAUAUGCAAGUUAAAAAGAAAUGAACAAUAAUUACAAUGGCCGAGAGUUAUACACGUACCGAUUCAAAUAACUCACUGUCCUGCUCUCUGAAAGAAGAAUCUCCGCGUUUGCUUCAGGAUUGUGAUUCUCAUAACCUCCCUCUUCACGUAAAACUCGCGCAGGAGGCAGCCUAUGAGCCACUGACUGAGAAUACUGAGCAAACUACUACUUCGACUGAUGUUCUACUGACAGUGAUUUAUUCAUUAAUGUUGGAAUGUGGUUUUGUUCCUGCACAAUACGGAGUUUUAGCAGUUCCCAGUCGUGGCUACAAUCGAAUGAAUAUUCAACAAUUUUCAAAGCCACCGAAACAGUGGCUUGAUCAGGGUUGUAACCUACUAAGAUUUUCAUUAGCUUUAAGCAGAAUACGGUUCUUUGCAUAA